UCUCCUCAGCCCUGGGGCUCCUCUGUGUCGGGUUGUUGGUGGGUCUGCUGCUCUGGUUCAGAAACAAAGGUCAAGGUCUGAAGUUGGUCUUCAGCUCCAGGACCAUGGCUCAACAGACUCCCGUCGACCCCACCAAGAUGGGCGUGGGUCGGGCAAUUGCCGUGCUGACUUCUGGGGGCGAUGCCCAGGGUAUGAAUGCAGCUGUGAGAGCGACAGUUCGGGUCGGGCUGUACACGGGAGCUAAGGUGUACUUUGUUCAUGAGGGUUACCAGGGUCUGGUGGAUGGGGGAGAUCAUAUCCGUCCUGCGACUUGGGAGAGUGUGUCGAUGAUGCUGCAGUUGGGUGGAACUGUGAUUGGCAGCGCUCGMUGUCAGGACUUCCGCACCAAAGAGGGGCGCACCAAGGCUGCCUGUAAYUUGGUCAAGCUGGGCAUCACCAACCUGUGUGUUAUUGGAGGUGAUGGCAGUCUCACUGGUGCCAACCAGUUCAGAACAGAGUGGAAAGACCUCUUGGCAGACCUGAUCAAAGCUGGAAAAAUUACAUCAAAUGAAGCCAAGAAUUCCUCCCACCUCAAUAUUGUUGGCAUGGUGGGCUCCAUUGAUAACGACUUUUGUGGAACGGACAUGACCAUCGGCACUGACAGCGCUCUGCAUCGCAUCAUAGAAAUAGUGGACGCCAUCACAACCACAGCACAGAGUCACCAAAGGACCUUCAUUUUGGAAGUAAUGGGCAGGCAUUGUGGUUACCUUGCCUUGGUAACAGCUCUUGCCUGUGGUGCCGAUUGGGUGUUCAUCCCAGAGAUGCCCCCAGAUGAAGAAUGGGAGCAGCAUCUGUGUAGAAGACUGACAGAUCAAAGAGGCCGUGGCUCCCGACUGAAUAUUAUCAUUGUUGCAGAGGGAGCGAUUGACCGCAAAGGUAAACCAAUUACCUGUGACUAUGUCAAACAGCUGGUAGCAAAGAAACUAGGCUUUGACACUCGAGCCACCGUCCUGGGUCACGUACAGAGAGGAGGAACCCCCUCUGCUUUUGACAGAAUCUUGGCCAGCAGAAUGGGUGUGGAGGCAGUCAUGGCUCUGCUCGAGGCAACACCAGAGACCCCUGCCUGUGUGGUCAGCUUGUCUGGAAACAUGGCUGUCAGGCUCCCUCUCAUGGAGUGUGUGCAAGUUACUAAAGACGUCACGACAGCCAUGGCUGAGGGACGUUACGAUGAGGCUAUAAACCUCAGGGGAAAGAGCUUUGAGAACAACUGGAACACUUAUAAAAUGUUGGCUCAUGUGCACCCCCCAGAAACAAAGAGUAAUAUCAACAUCGCCAUACUGAACGUGGGUGCUCCAUGCGCAGGAAUGAACGCUGCAGUACGUGCAGCUGUGAGGACUGGGCUCCUUCAGGGCCACCACAUGCUGGCAGUGCAUGACGGCUUUGAUGGCUUGGCACAUGGAAUGAUCGAGCCUAUUGGCUGGUCUGGAGUGGCAGGAUGGACUGGAAAAGGAGGAUCCAUGCUGGGCACAAAGAGAACACUGCCCAGUGAAUUCAUGGAAGAGAUCAGUCUAAACAUCACCAAGUUCAACAUUCAUGCUCUUGUCAUCAUUGGAGGCUUUGAGGCAUUCCUGGGAGGGUUAGAAAUGGUGCAAGGAAGAGAAAAGUAUGAGGAACUAUGUGUUCCUCUUGUUGUUAUCCCUGCUACUGUCUCCAACAAUGUUCCAGGAUCAGACUUCAGUAUUGGCACUGACACUGCCCUCAACACCAUAACCACRACAUGUGACAGGAUCAAGCAAUCUGCUGCUGGCACUAAGAGAAGGGUGUUCAUUGUUGAGACCAUGGGAGGAUACUGUGGCUACCUGGCAACCAUGGCUGGGUUAGCAUCYGGAGCUGAUGCUGCCUACAUUUAUGAGGAGCCAUUCAACAUUCAUGACCUCGAGUUGAAUGUGGAACAUUUGGUGGAGAAGAUGAAAACUACAGUGAAGAGGGGACUCAUUCUGAGAAAUGAGAAAUGCAAUGCAAACUACACCACUGACUUUAUCUUCAACCUGUAUUCAGAAGAAGGCAAGGGUGUGUUCGACUGCAGAAAAAACGUCCUUGGUCAUAUGCAGCAGGGUGGGACUCCCAGUCCUUUUGACAGGAACUUUGGAACAAAGAUGGGGAUGAAGUCUAUUCUUUGGCUGACUGACAAGCUGAAAGAAUGCUACAGGCAUGGUCGCAUCUUUGCCAACUCUAAAGAUUCAGCUUGUGUCCUGGGAAUGAGGAAACGAUCUCUGGUGUUCCAGCCUUUGGCAGAACUUAAAAAUGAGACAGAUUUUGAACACCGUAUUCCAAARAUCGAGUGGUGGAUGAGGUUAAGGCCCAUCUUGAAGAUCCUGGCCAAAUACAAGAUCAACCUGGACACCUCAGAGAAGGCUGCGAUGGAACAUGUCAUCAAGAAGAGGGGCUUAGUUCCUUCUGUGUGAUCACUGCACUUGAGCUUUCUUGUCUUCCUUUAAAGCACUUUGUAAACUUUGUGCAAUAUAAAUAAAGAAAUGCAAAAAAAUAGUCUUA
This is a messenger RNA of Austrofundulus limnaeus, 2532 nucleotides long. It is a transcript of the gene pfkmb, whose product is annotated as phosphofructokinase, muscle b. Gene Ontology annotation, molecular function: fructose-6-phosphate binding; 6-phosphofructokinase activity; identical protein binding. Lineage: Eukaryota; Metazoa; Chordata; Actinopteri; Cyprinodontiformes; Rivulidae. Bases 105 to 2444 code for a protein of 779 amino acids. The transcript is spliced from 23 exons. The record is from RefSeq and is a predicted model, not a curated record. Gene Ontology annotation, cellular component: membrane; 6-phosphofructokinase complex; cytoplasm. Gene Ontology annotation, biological process: fructose 1,6-bisphosphate metabolic process; fructose 6-phosphate metabolic process; canonical glycolysis.